Molecule: messenger RNA, 1613 nt
Organism: Malus domestica (apple)
Lineage: Eukaryota; Viridiplantae; Streptophyta; Magnoliopsida; Rosales; Rosaceae
Product: LOB domain-containing protein 27-like
Source: RefSeq, a predicted model, not a curated record
UAUCUUUGAAUCUUACAAAACCAAAUGAUGCCCUAAUUUCAAUAUGAGACUUCUAACUACCAGAGUUCGAUUUACUUCAAUGUAUUUAGAAACUAGAAAAUUUGGAAAUGCCACGUCAUUCUGGGAGGGGUCAGUGUGAAGUGGCUACGACCAUUAAAAAACACAAAAAAAACAAAAAAAGAAGUGCCCCUAACGUUUAGGACCUUUUCUGUUACCAAAUUCCAACAUUUGUCCCCAACGGUCUUACACGAUCCCCGCCUUUUUCGCUUCCCCUCUUCAAUCUUUUCUUUUACUCAGUCUCUCCCUGCUUCCAGUAAAUCCGCACAUUUCCAGACCUUUUCAGAUCCAAAAAAAUGCUCUCCAUUCCACCACCUCCAUUCCUCCUCCCCCUCCUCCUCCUCCUCCAACUCACCGCCACUCUCCUCCUCCUCCUCUUCAAUUUCAAACACUGCACCACCCUCCUCUCCAAUUGCUUUCGAGGUUUUUCGCGUUCCCGGCUCUCGGAUUGGUUCCGAUUGCGUUUUGGGAUACGCAAAAUGCCCCUUAAGGGCGCCACCCUCCAGGCCUGCGCCGCGUGCAAAUACCAGCGAAGGAAGUGCACGGCGGAGUGCCCCUUGGCGCCCUAUUUCCCGGCGGACCAACCCAAGAUGUACCAAAACGCACAUAAGCUAUUCGGAGUCUGCAACAUUUUGAAAAUACUUAAAAAUCUCAACCCUCGCCAGAAGGUGGAGGCCAUGAGGUCCAUAAUAUACCAAGCUAACUUGCGCGACAAGUUUCCGGUUUACGGGUGCUGGGAGGUGAUCAGGCAGCUCCAGUACCAAAUCCUGGUGGCGGAGGAAGAGCUCCAAGCUGUCCACCAACAGCUGGCAAUGUACAGACAGCACCGCCACCACCAGAUUUCGUCCAUGCCGGAAUAUGUGACGUCACAGUUGGAGCUAGGGAUGGCUCCGCCCAAUAACCCCCUCGCACUUUUCGACUACAAUCUUCCCCCUUAUAUUCUCACUAAUACCAACAAUGCCACCGCAGUGGCUCUUGUAAAUCAACACCAACAGCAAUCUUACUCUAGCAGCAGUGAUGCUGCUUACAGCUCUGCUGCUUAUAACAGUGACUCCAAAGACAACGUCAACAACAGCAACAACAAUGCUGGAAAUCCGUUGUGGAGUUCAAAUCCUUUUAUGACUAACAACAGCAACAACAACAACAAUAAUAACUCCGAGGCGAUUGAAUCUGAACUCGGAGCUCUUCAGCAGCUCUCUAUCCAACCUGACGUUGUUCAAGAUUACGAUGAGUUGCAUCCGUUUUUUGACACCACCGAUGAUAGACAGUCAUACAUUGAUUCCAAAGAGGCUUAUGAUUCAAGCUCGGAAGAAUCGUUCAAGGACACGACACAAUCGAUGGAGCAUGCAGAGAAUGCAUUGAAGAAUGAUGCAGCAUGCUUUAGUCUUACCAGUGUCAACUGAUGAUCAGUGAAAAGUAGUGUGGUUCGUCUUCUUCUUUUGUGCAUUGAUUUCUUUCUAUUAUGAAUUUGAUUAUUCAUACGGGAAACCAACAAUUUUGUUUGCUUCUUUUUUUGGUUAAUAAAACUCCACAUACUGAGCUCCUUGUUUCUUUUA